GCGUAUAAACCGCCUGUAAACCGUUCCUAGCUACGAGAGCACCGUAUCGCGCUGUGAAAGUGCCGUUUCUGUUUUCCUGCGAAUCUUCCGUUCCAUCUGCGCGCCCGCGUCCGCGGCUACGAAGCGGAUCGUCAGACACCGGCGGGUCGACGACUAGCAUAAUUAAUCCCACGCCGUCCUGUAACUUCAUGCACCAACAUGAGUGACUACUCUGCGGUUGCUCCGCCUCAGAAUUUCAGCCAAAGCACCGCUUUUGCCGCGGCACUGCAACGUGCCAAACAGAUUGCUGCAAAAAUAAAUCCAGCUGGUGCACAGAACAAUCAAGAUUCCAAGUUGAAACGUCCUCUCGAAGAUAGUUCAGAGCCAGAGGCGAAGAAGAUGGCAUCGUUGGUGGCAGAUCCUUUAAUAGGCAUUCGUGGAGGACCUGGAGGCACUUCCAUUGGGGAUCCGGGUAGUCAGGGAUCCAGAGUACAAGUUUCUUCCAGUAUAGGUGGUAUUUGCAACGAAGAUAUCAGAGUUCCAGAUAAAAUGGUCGGUUUAAUAAUUGGCAGAGGCGGAGAACAAAUAACAAGAUUGCAAAGCGAAACAGGAUGUAAGAUACAGAUGGCACCGGAAAGCGGUGGGCUGCCGGAACGCGUUUGCACGCUAACUGGUUCACGAGAGGCUGUCAACCGGGCAAAGGAGCUCGUAUUGUCAAUUGUGAAUCAAAGAAGUAGAAGUGAAGGAAUUGGUGAUAUGAAUAUGAGCGGCAACAGCAGUGCUAUGAUGGGUCAUCCAGGAUUUGUGGAGAUAAUGAUUCCAGGUCCAAAAGUUGGUUUGAUAAUCGGCAAGGGAGGAGAAACCAUAAAACAGCUUCAGGAGAAGUCUGGAGCUAAAAUGGUCGUUAUUCAGGAAGGACCGUCUCAGGAACAAGAGAAACCGCUAAGAAUAACAGGAGAUCCUCAAAAGGUUGAAUAUGCAAAACAGUUAGUUUAUGAAUUAAUAGCUGAAAAAGAGAUGCAAAUGUUUCACAGAGGAGGAAGAGGAGGUACUGAUAGGACAGGAAAUUAUUCUAAUGAUAGUGGUUUCAAUCAUGGUCCUGCAAAUACUGAUGGAGUCGAGGUACUCGUUCCAAGAGCAGCAGUUGGAGUCGUUAUUGGUAAAGGUGGAGAUAUGAUUAAAAAAAUACAAGCGGAAAGCGGCGCUAAAGUCCAAUUCCAGCAAGGAAGAGAAGAUGGACCUGGCGACAGAAAGUGUUUGUUGUCAGGGAAGCAUCAAGCUGUUGAACAAGCUCGUCAACGAAUUCAGGAACUAAUUGAUAGCGUUAUGAGGAGAGACGACGGUAGAAGUAAUAUGGGUGGCAGAGGUGGUCCGAGGGGUAACGGUUUUGGUGGCAAUCGCAAUCCUAACGAAUUUGGUACUUGGGAUAGACGACAAGGCGGACCUAUGCAAGAUAAGAUUGAAACAACAUUCACUGUACCAUCUUCCAAAUGCGGAAUUAUAAUUGGCAAAGGCGGUGAAACCAUCAAACAGAUCAACCAACAGACAGGAGCACAUUGCGAGUUAGACAGACGGAAUCAAAGUAAUGAGAACGAGAAGAUUUUCAUUAUUCGGGGGAACCCCGAACAAGUCGAGCAUGCGAAAAGAAUAUUUAGCGAAAAGCUAGGCAUGGGUCCAGCUGGUUCCUCAUAUGCCGGUACGCAAGGCGCAGUUGGAUACAAUCCAAACUGGAAUGCAGGAUACCAAGCAUGGCCCAAUCAGCCACAAACGAACGACGGAAGUAUGUAUGGUUUUAUGGUUCCUUAUAGCAUGCCUGGAGCUCCUGUACAAGUCAAUCCACAGACUGGUCAGCCGGACUAUAGCGCUCAGUGGGCGGAAUAUUACCGAUCGCUAGGUAUGCACAGAGAGGCCGACAUGAUCGAGCAGCAGGCCAAGCAGGGAAAGCAAGAUCACAAUCAACAAGGAGGCAAUUCGCAAAAUCAGUCUAAUCCAGCGACGACGGGCACCGCCGGCCCGAACCAGCAGCAACAGCCUCAGCAACAGCCGCAAACUCAGCAGCAGCAACAGGCGGGUGCCGCGCAAAAUGGCGGCCAGGCUGAUUACAGCGUUCAGUGGGCGGAAUAUUACAGGAGCAUCGGCAAGAUAAAGGAAGCUGAAGCGAUAGAAGCGCAGAUGAAAGCUGGCAAGCUUGGCAUACAAGGGAACCAAAUGGCCCAACAGCAAAUGCAGACUCUUCAAGGGCAGUCAGCUGGUCCGCCGGGUACCACACCCAACGCGUUUCCUCAAGCUUACGGCAGUUACCCGGCGAUGAACGCCGGUUCUGCUCCAGCUGGUUAUUACGCCGCGAAUGCUGGCUCCAAUUCACAACCGCAGACGGGACAGCAGAAUCCUUCUUUCCCACCAGGCUAUCAAAAUUAUCCUUACUCACAGUCGGCUUCUGAGAAUUGAACUUCCAUUUGAGAGAAAGGCAAGCUAUAGUUUUCAGAUAGCUUUCCGUCGGGACGCGCUUAAUGCCUGCCUCUCCAUAUAACUUUAUCAUAAAUAGUUGACUGCUUCAUAAUCUUCAUAUAUCUUUAAAAAUGUCAUGAGAAACCGAUUAUAUUCUGUUUAUACUAUAAUAUACGUUUCAUGUGUUUUUUUUAUAUAUACAUAUACAUAUAUAUAUAUAUAAAAUAUACUAUAGGAUAUUCAUCGUUCUAAGUUUAUAGUUCUAAGUAAUUAAAGAAUAUCAAUCGAGAAGUUUCAUUGAAAUUAAUAUUAUAAUAUAGUAAUCAAUAUGAUGUCUCUCUGUGUUCUACUUAUACACUAUUGUAUGUAUUUUCGUUACAUAACGUGUAAUUGUAAUAUAAGUUGAAGCUGUGGCAGGUCAGAAAGCAGCAGGUCAGAAAGAGGAGCGAGGGAUCGACAUCUGUACCCAAUUUAUUGCAUCCUCUCUCAUUAAACUUGUUAAACUAUAUCCUUAUAAAUUGCGUUGUUACGAACGAUAUAUUGUUGGCAUUACUUGUCACUACUGGAUCGUUACUCGCGUCUUGACAUCCAAGACGCUUACUCGCUUGAGACGAUACUAUCACUCGUUUUGUUACACAAACCUGAAACUUGACGAAAUCCUGUAAUUGAUACAGCUCUGCCACUCUCUCUGUGUUUUUUAUUACCUACAUGAAAGUUAUUUUCACGAUAAUGUAUGAAAGAUACAUGUGUGACAUGACAAUUUACAUGUGCAUAUGUUCCUACUGCGCUGGUAUUAAAUACAACUUUGCUUUGGUUUUUUUUCGCUUUCUCUCGUGAAAUACCAAUACUAUUUUUAGAUAUUCGGAGCAGCCAGUUAGAGAGACUUAGGCAUCCUACAAUAAGUCACGGAUGGAGAUCUGCAAUCUAAAAUGUUUCAUUCAGCAUUAAUCUACAUGUACACAGUCGGGAGAAUCAGGACCUGCAAACGGAGGAUUAGUUGGAAUAUGCGUAAUGUGAACACAUAAUGUGAAAUAUUGUUUACUAAUGAUAUACAUCGUAUAUAUACUAAAUAUUGCUUAGCCAGUAUUACGUGCUUUUCUAUAUAUGAUAUAUAAUGAAAUAUCGGCUAUUUCAUAUUCGAAAGUACUCGAAUAUCGGAAAACUUAAUUAGUUAUACCUGUAAUAUUAGAUUUUUUCUAGUUUCUUAUUAUAACAAGUUUCUUAAGGAAUUAAAUGUGUUAUGAACAUGGAUGCAGAAUGUAAUCUAAAGUGGGAUAUUCCAUUCCUGCAGAAUGUGUGAUAAAUUUUCAUUUGGUAAAACUGUUACUGAAUACUAUGUUAACGCACAAGGUUUAUUUUCGACCACUGAGUAUCUUGAAAGUUUAAACUUCAGAUUUCAUUGAAAUAAAAUUUAUAUCAGCGGGAGGAAAAUCUUUUGUCCCAUAUCUGCAUUUUCAUUAAUAAAAUCUUUUAAUUCUA
Ooceraea biroi (clonal raider ant) is the source of this 3906-nucleotide messenger RNA. RefSeq names its product P-element somatic inhibitor (gene Psi). Gene Ontology annotation, molecular function: RNA binding. The record is from RefSeq and is a predicted model, not a curated record. NCBI's taxonomy places the organism in Eukaryota, Metazoa, Arthropoda, Insecta, Hymenoptera, Formicidae. Gene Ontology annotation, biological process: regulation of DNA-templated transcription.